AUGUCACUCAACGGGGGUGGGCGAAUAUCGCACGGAAGUUACAGUAUCAUCUGCGCGGACAAGGGCCAAAUUAGGGACGAUUACCUCAACGUUCUGUCGUCCAAGCCAGAGAAGAACCUCGUGCUGGUGGAACCUUCCGAUAUCGAGAUAAAAGGCCGCAAGGGGAAGGGGAGACUAAAGCACCAUGAGGUUAAUGAUGGUUUCUACCAUGAUCGAGAUAAUGAUAUCCUGAAUUCUGGUCAAGCCUUCCGGUUUACAAAUCUCAGAUACCACCCUUUCCUGGACUCCUCAUUGGGUAUAUCUAUUUCUAUUCCUCCUCGCCGUCCUAUCAUGGAUACCUCCGAAGCUGAUUACCUGUUGUCUAUCCCUAUCAGAAUAAUGUCGGAUAGGUGUCCGCCGCGGCGAGAUAAAUAUAGAAACACUACUAUACAAGCAGGCCAGACAGUCUUCUUCAAGGCCAUAUCCCCCGAAGACAAGGACAAAGAGAAGAGAUCCCACAUAUAG
This is a messenger RNA of Aspergillus versicolor CBS 583.65, 504 nucleotides long. RefSeq lists its product as uncharacterized. The record is from RefSeq and is a predicted model, not a curated record. Bases 1 to 504 code for a protein of 167 amino acids. Lineage: Eukaryota; Fungi; Ascomycota; Eurotiomycetes; Eurotiales; Aspergillaceae. The transcript has a single exon.